ACUGCCACUCGUGUUUUCACAUAAGAGCUACAUUAUCAUCACAGUGUUUGUUUCGGCUCGACCGUUAAGCCCGCGGUGGUUCAGAUGGAUUCUUAUCACGUACUGAACCUGGUGGGAGAGGGCUCGUUCGGCCGAGUUUACAAGGGGAGAAAAAAGUUCACAGGCAAGGUCGUAGCUCUAAAGUUCAUGCCGAAAGUGGGUCGGACUGAAAAGGAGCUGCGAAGUUUGAAGAGAGAAAUAGAAAUUAUGAGAGAUCUUCGGCACCCAAAUAUAGUCCAGCUCUUUGACAGCUUUGAGACUGAAACCGAGGUUGUGGUUGUAACUGAGUAUGCAGAAGGCCAGUUGUUCCAGAUUUUGGAGGAUGAUGGAAACUUGCCAGAAAGCCAGGUGCGAGAGAUUGCCUGCCAGCUGGUCUCUGCUCUGUAUUAUUUACACUCCCAUCGCAUCCUUCACCGUGACAUGAAACCACAAAAUAUCCUGCUUGGAAAAAGCGGUGAGGUGAAGCUCUGCGACUUUGGGUUUGCCAGAGCGAUGAGCGUCUCCACCCUGGUCCUGACUUCCAUCAAGGGAACACCGCUGUACAUGUCGCCUGAGAUCGUAGAGGAGAAGCCGUAUGACCACACCGCUGAUCUGUGGGCGCUGGGCUGCAUUUUGUAUGAGCUCCACACGGGGGUGCCACCAUUCUACACCAACUCCAUCUUCCACUUGGUGCAGCUCAUUGUGAAAGAUCCGAUCAAAUGGCCGGACACGAUGAGCGACAGCUGCAUGAGUUUCCUGAAAGGUUUGUUGACUAAAGACCCACAGAAACGUUUGUCAUGGCCAGACCUCCUGCACCAUUCCUUUGUUGCUGAUGGUGUUUUAGCAGUGAUGUCAGACACAAACCUCUUCAGCCCCCUGACGGUCACACCUAGCCCAGACGUGGUGGCCAUGAAGAUGAAGCAAGUGGCAGAAAAAUCUGUGCCGACGUCAGGAGAGAGCAUAUUAAUGAGAAAGGCCAGGGAGGAGAUGGAGCUCAAAAAGAGAGAGAAAAAGAAGGAAGGAUGUGAAAGGAUGAAUUCUGCUACAGUAAUGGCGUCGCCUAAAGCCCUCUGCAGUGAUGUUCCUGCAGCUUCUGGCCAGUUGGCCAUGACAGCCAAUCAAAGCAUGAACCCGAAGAGUAAAACACGCACCACAUCAAAACAAAGGGGUCAGAUCAGCAGAGACUAUGAACAGGAGUUUCCCUCUGUUGAGGUCGGGCCGCGACUCGUGCUCAGAGGGAACGACAGACCAGCCGCACUUCAUAGGCAGGAUGUUGCUACCGAAAGGCACCGGGAGAAUCUUGUCCAGGAAACAGACCUAAGCAGGCAGCAGAAGAAGCCUAUAAACUACAAUGACAUCAUAUGUCAAAUUAAAUCUAGCAUUACAGCAUUUCAGGUUCAGCUGAUAGGUGUUGGUGUUAUAAAUGUGCAGCAUAUUGAGCAUGUGCUAAAGGUCCUACGUAACUUGAUCCUGACCCCUGACCUCGAGAAGUCUCACCACAUCAGCCAUGAACUUAAACUACCACAAUCCUUCUUUGAGCUGAUCAGAGAUUCUGUUUCAAACUCUGAUUUUAUCAAGGAGCAGAGGAAUGUGCUUACUCUUGGAGAAAUUAUUAAAUUUAUUCUGUUCUACUGGGAAAGGCAUUGUGGUUGGGUGGAAGAGGAGCCCAGACUGGAAGAGUUCGCUAAGCCGCUCGAGAUGAUUAUCAAUCAGUCAAAUCUUACUGCUCUGGCACCGCUUGCUGCUUCUCUUUUAUCUCUCUUCACUCUACAUGGUGUUGAUGUUUUUGUUGACGUGGAGAAUUUGACUUCCCUGCUGAAAAUGCAUCCCUCGCCUCUGGUGUUGCCGCCUCCUGGUUGGGGACUGUAUGAUGGCCUCCUGUCUUUACUCCUACACGCGUUGUCUGAGGAUGACAAUGCAUCAGUCUCAUCUAAGUUAAAUCCACAUUUGUUCUUGGAUUUGUGGAAAAAAGUUGGUUCUUCGCUCGCAAGCCCAACGCCGAACCUGGACUUCUUUUCAGCAAGUGGAGUUUACUCCUUUCUGUCUAUUGCGCUGCUUAUCUUCACAAAGGACCUGCACUCAUGCAUUCCUCUUUUUUCUGACAAAACAUCUCAAUGUGUAUACACGCUCUGCUGGUUGCUGAGCAACGACUGUCCUCAUUUAUCAGCCAAGCCUCCCUGUGGGAGCGCCGACAUGGAGCUGAGCUGCGACGCCCUGUCCACGUUGAGCUGCCACCUGCUCUGCUUUCCGUUUGCGCUGGACCUGCCGCCACACACCAUGGCCGGCGUCCUGCAGGUGUAUGACAGCUGUCAAGUUGCUUCCAGCCUCCUGCAGGUAAUUCAGACAUUCCCUCCUUCUCAGCUGGAGCUGCCUCUCUCCCUGCUGAGCCGUUUGCUGUUGUGUGAUUCUGAGCGCUCUGUGUCCCACGUCGGAGGAGGUGCUUCUGGCUUUUUUUCGUCAACUCAGAGCAACCAGCUCUUUCCCUCCAAAAAUCCGACUGCUGUGACCAGAACUGCCAGCUCUCUGCUCUCUGACUUGCUGCGGCAGGAUGAGCUGUGGGACUGUGCUGUGGAGCUCCUGAAUCUCUUGUCCCAAGUGGCCCGCUGCUCCUCUCAGCCCGCUUCCCCUCGGAUAUCUGUCGAGGCCGCAGCGCUGCAGCAGGCGCUGACUCAUCCGUGCGACCAGAUCAGAGCUGCCACAUGUAGGUUUGUGGGGAAUUUGGAACCAUUCAGAGCUAAUCAAGCACGUAACCUGCAGGCUGACAUUUUCAGACAGAUGAUAGACGCUCUUAAUGACUCCUGCGCACAGGUGCGGCGGAUGGCUUGCAGGGCGGUGGGGAACUGGCUGGGAUACAUUGCAGCAAAGUUUAAAAUGGGAGGAAGCUGCAGUGACUCUUCAGGGUGGGGCAAAGAGAACAAUCUCAGUAAACAAGCGCAUUCACCUGUCGAAGCAGCUGGCGACGCGGUGACGGAGCAGAUGUUUGAUGCAGAUGAGCAGAGACGGUGGACAGACGAAGCUCAGAGGUCAGCGACCUCGCUGACCUGUCUGCUCUCGGACCGCGACGCCGUCACACGGCGUCACUGCUGUGCGGCUCUGGGAAACCUGGUAAAUGUUGACGGUGUCGUGUCGGUGUUGGAUGAAGACGUGUACUGCUCUCUUCUCAGAGUCGCAUGCAAUGAUCCAAACAACGACGUGAGAGAAGCUGCGAUCGCAGCUCUAAACCUCUGCAGCCAGCAGGAUGCGGUGCAGCGGGGAAGUUAACGAGAAGAGGGACGUCAGCACUACACCAUAUCCCUUAGAAGUGUGCUGCACAAUGGUUGGACGACUGGAGCAAUAACGAAAUCACACUUCUGACUGCUUUAAAUAUGCAGUGGGAAUAAAAACUCCACCAACCUGGGUUAAAAAAAAAAGCAUUUUUCCAACAUGUAGAAGCUGCAGCGACCUGCUUGCUCCUUCACCUUUUUCUCCAAUUUUAUCGUUCAAUCUUAUUCUGCAAAGUUAGGUGAAUUCAUGUUCAGCUUUCUAGCAAAUACCUAAAGAUUUUAGUUCUUUACAAAUGUUUCUGAUUUUUAUCCACCUGGAGAAAAUCUUUUUCCAUCUGAACAAAACAUUACCAGUUCAUGAUGCUGCCACCACCACAUUUCACAGUGGAUUUUGUAUUCUUGUAACUGAUGUGCAGUUUUUGUGUUUGUUCCCAAGUUAGCCUAAAGUUCAAGUUGGGUUUCUACAUAAUGUAGAUAAUGUUUCUACAUUCUUCCUCAAGGGUUUAGGUGAUUUUUGUCUGGUCAAAAUCCCCCCUUUUUUUUGGAAGAAAAGGUUUGUGUCUUUCAACCAUUAUCUUUAAUGGUUGAAAGACACAUGGAGAGUAGAAGAAACAUGUAGACCAGAACUUCCUGUUGGUUAUUUACUGUUGAUCCUUGGUCAUUUGCAACAUCUCUACAAACAAACUCUUUAGCUAAAGGAUGUAAAUGUCAAGAAAACCGUCCCAGAACUGCUGACCUUUAUUUAAUGUUAAAUAACUCCACUUUGGUUAAUGGCAGGUGUGUACCAAAGAAGACUCCAUACCGAAACGGAGUGGUUUAACUAAGUAGCUUAGGAUGUAACCAGGCAACAACCAGGUUACUGCAGCUUUUGUAUUCUUCUUUGUUUGAACCUUGUCACUCAUUUGUUUGUUUCCAGUUUAGCUGUACAUGAAAAAUAUCUCAUUAAA
Xiphophorus maculatus (southern platyfish) is the source of this 4228-nucleotide messenger RNA. RefSeq names its product serine/threonine kinase 36 (gene stk36). The record is from RefSeq and is a predicted model, not a curated record. Gene Ontology annotation, molecular function: ATP binding; protein kinase activity. Gene Ontology annotation, cellular component: cytoplasm. The coding region runs from base 85 to 3279 and encodes 1064 amino acids. The transcript has 19 exons. Gene Ontology annotation, biological process: protein phosphorylation. Lineage: Eukaryota; Metazoa; Chordata; Actinopteri; Cyprinodontiformes; Poeciliidae.